AUGGACGGCUCCAAUACUUCCAAGCCCAAGUUCCGUGUCGCGAUUGUUGGCGGCGGCGUCGCGGGUCUCACACUCGCGCUGACCCUCUGCCGAGAUCCGAACAUCGAAAUCGACAUCUACGAGGCCGCCAACCAGUUCGCCGAGGUCGGGGCCGGCAUUGGGCUAUGGCCCCGCUGCUGGCAUAUCCUCCGCCAGUUAGGCGUCUUCGACGACGUUGCAUCCAAAAAGCCCGACUUCGUUGGCGACAAUACUCCAACCCCGGUGUUCAGAUUCCGGAAAGGUGAUCAGUCAAGGGGUAUCGACUUUUGGGACAUGAGGACCCCCGGCGGCCUUCUGCAGAUUCACCGCGCCGACUUCCAGUCCGCGCUACUCGCACACCUCCCAUCCGGUCCCAAUUGCCGGAAGCACCUCUCUAAGCGCCUCGCCUCGUACUCCGAAACGUCACCCUCCCCUUCCUCUCCCGUCACCCUCACUUUUGAAGAUGGCUCGAUUGCAGCAUGUGAUGUUCUCCUCGGUGCCGACGGUAUUCGCUCCGCGGUCCGUAAGCAGAUGUGCAAGGAGUUGGGUUUGGGCAGUGGAGACCCCGUCUUCAGCGGCAAGAUUGCCUUUCGAUGCUUAGUAUGCACUGAGCAGCUGCGAGCGAUCGCGCCAAAUCACCCGUGCCUUAGCUCCGGUAUGGAGUUUGUCGGAGAGAACGGUUUCAUACUAUGCUAUCUCAUAAACGGCGGGAAGACUGUCAACUUUGUCGCGUUUUCGUUCAUGAACGAGCUUGAAGGCACGCGGCUUGAUGGCCCACCGGUCCGGAUCGGUACAAGAGAAGAAGUGAUGCAGCACUUCGGCCACUGGGAUGCGGACGUUCAGGUGCUCCUCCAGUGCGUUGAUGCACCAAAACGAUGGGCAAUCGAGGUAUCACCGACAUUAGAGACUUUCGUCUCUGGGCGUGUAGCUCUCCUCGGCGACGCUGCACAUGGUAUGGCCCCGUUCCAAGGGGCGGGCGCUGGACAGGGCGUCGAGGACGCUUAUCUACUUGGCACGCUCCUCACGCAUCCGUCUGCCUCCCUUGCCUCACUUCCCCGGAUACUCAAAAUCUACGAUGCUGUACGCAGGCCGUACGCUCAAGAAGCAGUUCGCCGCUCCCGCCAGGCGGGUAUGCUCUACACACUUCGAGACGAACAGUUCCGCGAUAUCGGCAUCCUGGCGAAGCAAAACGGACGCGCGGCGGGACAACUGGGCGCGAAGCUCAACGGCCUGGCGCAUGCGAUAUACGACAUCUGGAAAUGGUGUUGGACGACGACCCUUGACGGGGACGUUUCGCGGGCGAUUGAAAUGUUGCGAGCACAAUGACACUAACAACUCGAACACUGCGAGUGAGAUUAGGACAACACUAAAUACUAUUCUGGACGUACCGCAUGUUUUUGGAUAUGAUGUGGUUACCGGGAAUUUCUUC
Messenger RNA from Punctularia strigosozonata HHB-11173 SS5, 1447 nucleotides. Its product is annotated as salicylate hydroxylase. The coding region runs from base 1 to 1344 and encodes 447 amino acids. The record is from RefSeq and is a predicted model, not a curated record. Lineage: Eukaryota; Fungi; Basidiomycota; Agaricomycetes; Corticiales; Punctulariaceae. The transcript is spliced from 8 exons. Gene Ontology annotation, biological process: secondary metabolite biosynthetic process. Gene Ontology annotation, molecular function: FAD binding.